Molecule: messenger RNA, 9777 nt
Organism: Paramuricea clavata
Lineage: Eukaryota; Metazoa; Cnidaria; Anthozoa; Malacalcyonacea; Plexauridae
Source: the annotation of a GenBank genome assembly
UGUCAAUAUGGCGCACACGUUUGCAAAAAAACCGUAAAAAACAAUGCGUCUUUAAACAAAUUUUAAUUCCUUUCUCUGGCUUUUAUCGUACGAUAUCAUGCGCUGUUUGAAGACGCGAACCGUACUCGGUCUUCUAACAGCGGCAUGGCUUAUAGGAGUGGUUUACUUUCUCAGUGAUAUAAGAAGCCCUGAACAGUCGACUCAUGACGGAGACUCGUAUUUAGAAGACUAUGACAAAUUUAUUGAUAAUAAUGAUUUUCACGGAAGAAACACUGCUCCACUUGAUGAUCUAAGGGUAAGCCAUAAGUGGUUUUAUGAUUUAAAAGUAUUGUAGUUUAGAAAUUGCGUGUUAAUUCAAAAUAUAUUGACUAUUGUAAUGAUACAAUAGGAUGCAGAUAAUUUUUAAUAUAAAGUUUAUAUAAAAAAAUAUAUAAUAAUAUACUGUAUGUGAUUGUGUAUGUAUAAUUAACUUUUGGUAUUGAAAAUUGUAACAAAAUUUCUUGUCAGUUUGUUUGAAAAAGGAAUUAUUAAUUGAAGUUUACGAUUCUCCAAUAUACCAAUGGGUUGUAUUCUAAUUCUUCAGUGACCAUGAAUUGAAGUACCGUAUAUGACUCAAUAUUUGUGAGUGACAAAUAUUAUAUUACACCUAAUGUCUGCUCCCGAGGGAAAUAGUUAAUUUUACUAAUUAGUUACUAGUUUCCCAAGGGAACAAGUAUUUUGUUAUAGAGUGAUGAAAGAAAAAUCAACAUUCAUACAACAAUUCAUUGUGUGUCAUGACAAAAACUCUAUAGUGUAAACAACUUUAAUUAAAAUUAAAAGGACCUCCUUAAUUAAACGGUUUCAGGCUACUUUCAGCAAUAUAACAUGUUGGCUGUUUUGUAUUUUUCUUCUCUUUUAAAUUUUUUAUUUUAACACAAACUUGAAAAAUCGUAGUUUAUAACCGUAGUUUAUAAACUUGUGUGUUGUACCACCAUUUUGUUUCUCGAAGAGACUACAGUAGAUAACUGGCAGUCACUUCAUAAUUAUUUUGUAGAAAUAUAAAAACUUUAAUUUGCAUUAGCUUUUAGCAAACUUGCUGUUAGUGUAUACGACAAAGUCCCUGCGUGCGGAAAGUGAAACACAGUCCGGGUUGGAUUCGUUGUGGAGUGUGUUUUGUCUGUUAAAAUUAAAAAAUAUUUUCUGCCUUUUCUAACUCUGAAAAGGUUAGGGUUAGAGAAGAGUUUGGGGUUGAGAUUGUUUAUCUUAUAAAACUUCAACUUUAACUAUAGUCACUAUAUAGCCGGCAGUUUACUAACACCCUUGGUUAACAAACUAUGACAAUAACAAAUUUAAAAUUUCUAUGUUCCAAGUUAUUGAACAAUGUACUGUACAUGACAUGUUUGCUCACCUGUUACUGAAAUAAACACAGGACCUCUUUGAUGUAUAGACAUGAUAAUAUCUCACAAUACAUCAGGGCUCAAAAUAACAGGACAUAGGUCUUCGGUCAAAAUGACCGAUCAACUUGAUUUUAGCGCUGUCAAAAUCUGUUUUUGAUCGGUCAUUGAUACGCUUACACUAACAGUGAAACAAACUAUUAGAAACUUGUUUCGAUGUAUCAUACAAUACUAGUUUCAUGUUUUAAUUCAAGACGUCGGCAAUCACAUUGGAAGGCAUGAAAAUGUGGCCGGUCAAAAUGACCGGUGAGGUAAAAAAGUGACCAGUCAAGAGGCAUUUAUGGCCGGUCAUUGUCCGCUGACCGGCCGUUAUUUUGAGCCCUGUACAUACAGUUUAUUUAGUCUUUAAAGCUGCGUAAAUAUCAGGGAGUAUUAUAGUUUAUUCAGUCUUUCAAAGUUUAUUCAGUCUAAAUAUCUGGGACUUACAGUACUUCAAAGCUGGCACUGUGACCAGAUUUUUCCAGCAUUAUUACUAAACUUUCUGUUCACAAUUUAUUAAAUGAAGAAAAAUGAAAUUAAUUUUGCCCCCACCUAAUACACACCAUCAUGAAGACCCUGGGGAAGAGGUUGAUCAAUAUAAGUUUGAAUAAGUAUUAGCUUAAUGUACUGUAGGUAAUGUUUUUGUCAGUACCGUAACAAUAGUACAAUCAUGGCUUUUACAAGGCAAUUAGGAUGAUUAGGCUAACCAGAAAACCCAAUAAUUUCCUAUUCCUUUUUCGAAAUUAGUGGGUUUUAGGCUAGACUGCAGUGUUGUUAAUCACUUUUAGUACCUCUUAUCACACAAGAUACCAUUCAAACAUCCAUUUUUACCUAAAAUAUUAAAAUCCCUAAAGUAUAUGUUUGAAAUGUACAGUAUAAACCCAGGGACGUUGCUACAAUUCAAAACGUUGGUCAAAGUUAUGAAAUCGUUCGCAACUUUAACAAUAUCUAAGCUUUGGUCGUGUUUGCGCUGAAACAAUUGCAAGCCUUGCAAUUGUUUUGACCCCCCCUAGUAAAACUAGCAUGUCAACUAACGUUAAUUUCAGGUUGGAAGUGACUUCCGUUGGGCAAAAACAGACCUACUUGAUUAAUCGAACCUGCGGGCCUGCGAUUCCGGUGCACCAUGCUCUAACCAACUGAGCUACAGAACCCAGUUGGUGAGCAUUAUCCACAAGUUCAUGUAUAAUUAUAUGGAUUUUCUGGUGUGCGGGUUAUGAUAAGGUGAACUUGAAAGAUUUUUCCUGCACCUCACUUGGUUGAGACAGAAUAUUGGAAAAGAUGGAUGAUCCAAAUGACCUACAGUAGUGUAGUGUUGCAUUUUUUUUGCAACAAAUUUUUGGUUAGGUAUGAAAAGUGUAUACAGUAUACAGUAUAUCGUCAUUUGGAUUAUCCAACUAUGGAUCUGCCCCAAUAUAUGUAUAAGCUGGACUGCUUCUACAUAUAUUGGAUCGAAAAAAACCCAACUUUUCUCUUUCUACAGGUCACAGCUGCACAUACUGAAGUUAGGAAACAUAUUAGGAAAUUACCAUUGGAUGGAAGAAGUAUAGAGAAUUUUGAUGCUCAAGGUUAUUUAGCAGGAGCGAAGUUAAAAGAAGGGCAGGACCCUUACGCAAAUAAUGCUUACAAUCAGAAAGCGAGCGAAGAUGCAUCUUUUAAUCGUGACCCACCAGAUGUCAGACAUUCACAGUAAGUUUUUUCAGAAUUAAAUUCUAGUACGGAAUUUUUGUAAUCUUCAAAAUUGGAUUAUACCUGUUGUAUAGUAAUGCAUGAUAAUGAUGUCCCAUGCGCCACCGAGCGAUUGGUUAUAGCGACAAAAUUCACCAUGAAAAAGUACAUUGACUCGAUCUUUGCCUUAAUUUCCGUACUUCACCUAUGCUGUAUUUAAGUUAGUAGCGACUUAGUGUUGUGUGGAAAUGUCUUGUUCUCUAAAAGUCCCUUCUAUUCUUGAAAAUAAUCCAUCCAUGAAUGCAAGUUAAUGUCUUGGGUCAAUUGGGAUAUAUAAAACGGGAUCCAAGGGCGUACAUUUGAAUUGAUCCAAUUUUAUCCUAGCUUUUCUCAUUGCUUUUUGAUUUUUCCACUAGUUGUAACAAUAUGUAGUUCACAAUAAUUGGUACAUAAUUAUGCUUCAUUUGCGGCUCUGUACCUUAUGGUAGUAGCCCUGGUCAAUCAUAUACAUAUUUUUUAUCAUAUGAACAGAUGCCAGUCAAAAUCAUGGCCAAGUGAUUUACCUACAACAAGUGUUAUAAUAUGUUUUCAUAACGAAGGAAGGGCAGCGUUACUUAGGACUGUUGUCAGGUCAGUGAAAAUGUACAGUUUAACUGUAACUGUUCAUGUAGUAAAUACUGGUCAUUGUAAUGGAACGAAUAAUGGUGGAAAUUAAAUGAGUGAGUGAGUGGAGGUGUGCUAAUCGUUCUUACUUGCAGCUGAGAGCUAAGCUGAAUUGCUGAUUCCAGCUGUACAGACGAAAUUUUGAUCUAGACAAGAAGAACGAAAUCCAUUACCAUAGCUAGAAAGAGCAUCUCAAAAUGAGUAAAAUUAUGCAAGUUUGGUUUCGAAUUGUUGUAAAAUGAGGAAAAUAUAGUCCUGUGAAAUUCGCAAAUUUUGUAUAUAUUUGCAUUAUGCGCGGGAAAAAUAACCAUUUUUGAGCCGAAAGUCAUUAUUUUUGCCGCGCGUAAUCACUAAAUAUAUACAAAAUUUGCAGGGCUAUAUAUUUUUUCAUUUUACAACAUUUCGCAACCAAACUUUGCAGUUCUACUCGUUCUAAGACGCUCUUUCUAGCUGUGGUGUUAGACUUCAAUCGUUCUUCGAUCUUGCCUUGAUCAAAAUGUAGUCUAUCGCUGGAAUCACCCAUUGCGAAGGACACCUCAACCCGAUCGAGUCGAACGCUUCGCCACCUUAUAUGACUGUGAUUGCGGAGCACAGCCACGAUGCGAGGGUCAGUUAGGGCCUAUAAUCCCAAUUAGCCCACCCUGUCAAAAUUCCCUGUAGAGGGAAGUCCGGAGUACUCGGAGAAAACCUCCGACCGCGGACUCUUUUCACACAAGGCCUAACGCCAGACAAAUUUACUGGUCAAUGGGAGAGUGCUGCCACUCAACGGGUUAAAGUGCCUAUGCAAGAAUUUUUUAUGAUUAAAUUGCGAAGUUCAUUUAAAAUCGUAAUGUAACUUUUUCUCAAAAACUUUGUUAUCUUUCCUGUAUAUCAGGAUAUUGGACUUUGUAUGAUGUAUUUUAUAGAAGACUGUUUUUUAGCUUGAUAAGAUUGUCAUUAACUCAAAUGUGCAGACGAAAUGAUAUCUUUCAUUGAUAGUUCUUAAAGUAUAUAACUUUCAAGUCUUUCAAUGUAAGUGGAAUUACCACAUAUUUGGCAAGGAAACGUUUUCUUUCGAAAAACUCAUCAUGCAGUGUAAUGUCAUUUAAAGGUGAUCUACAGUCCGUAUGUAAACAAAGCCUUUGUUUACAUUUUUGUGUCCAAAAUAUUGAGCUUUAUUUGACAACUAUUUAUAUUUUCAAGCUUCUAGAGUAUAAUAAAUGAUCAAGAAACAACAAUCAGGCUUUUCAAGAACUCAAAACAUAGUUAAACUGUUUGUAUCAUAAAAAGUGGGCUCAUUUGUGCACAUGCGCAGAUCGGACUGUAGAUCACCUUUAAGAUUUUAAGUCAACAUUUGCAUAUCAAACAAAGUCGAAAAUCUUGACAUCCAGGAAAGAUAACUAAGUUUUAGAAACUAUGUUAUUUUAUGAUUUUAAACGAACUUUGCAAUUGAAUCAUAAAAUAAUUCUUGCAUGGGCACUUUAAUGAUGAAAACUAAUUUGGCUGUUCAAGUUAACCAUGCAGGCAUGUUUUUCUUUCCAUAUUUAGCGUACUUUUGCAAACACCGGGGCAUUUACUCAAAGAUAUAAUUUUAGUUGACGAUGACAGUAAAAAUCGUGAGUAUUGAACCAAAUGUCAAGAGAAAAAUUGUGUCAUUUCAGUUAGGGUAUAAGAUAGGCGAAAAAAGGUUAAACUAUGUUUUCUCAAAUUUUCAGCUGACGAUGGAAAGCUCUUAGAAAAACUUCCUAAAGUAAAAACGAUACGAAAUAACGGCAGAGAAGGUAUCAUGUAAUUGACUUAUUGACUGUAACCAAGGGAAACAGUAGAGAGGCUCAGAUUUUGCUUCCACUUUACUGCUAUCACUACAAUACCUCUCACUGGCUUAGUGCAAAAAAGCUGCGGGUAUGCAGGUAGCACCUGUGAAGAAGGUUUAUCAUACUGUAUGUGAGGUCACUGAGGACGGUUUAAUAUGGAACACUCUACUCAACACUAACAUCAUAAAACAAAUGAAUGAUACUUGUGUGCUGGUAGUUUUGUAGUAUGACAUUUCAUAACAGCAUCUUUCUUGGCAGGGGUGGAAAAAAUACGCGCGCACUGCUCGCAGGAAAUGUUGCAGUUGAUUUCACGAUACUUUGGCCACGCCAGUUGCGAGGUUGGUUGGGAAUUUGGGAACUAUAAACACGAGAUCAUCAAGUUGAUUGGAAACCGGCCAAUCAAAUUCGAAAGUUUCGCAUCAAAUUAUCGAAAUUCGUUAUGAAAUUCCGAACCAAGUUCGCAAGCAAGUUCGCAAAUUGCAAACGAUUUUGGCGGUAAAUUUUAAGAAUUAAACUUAUUGUAUUAAACUUAUUAUAAUUUUAAACCUGAAAUUAUUAUUGUUAUGAUAUUAUUUAUUAUUAAAUGAAUAAGUUUAAUACAAUAAGUUUAGUUUUUAAAAUUUACCUCCAAAAUCGUUUGCAAUUUGCGAACUUGCUUCAUAACGAAUUUCAUAACGAAUUUCGAUAAUUUGAUGCGAAACGUCCGAAUUUGAUUGGCCGGUUUCCAAUCAACUUGAUGAUCUCGUGUUUAUAGUUCCCAAAUUCCCAACCAACUUCGCAAUUGGCUUGGCCAAAGUUUCGUGAAAUCAACUGUAAACAGCUGCAGGAAAUUCGUUUGAAUGAAGAUUUACCAUUGAAAAUUUGAAGGAAACCUUAACACCCAUGUCCCACUAUUAUGGGCGCAACAACAUAUCGUUGACAGACAUUAUUCUUUCAAUUUAAAAUGAUGGUCAGCUAGAACCAGUACAUGUUUAUACACAUGCAGAUUUAGCACAAAAAUACUCCAUUGGUCUGCAAGAAAUUUUUGUCUCCAGGUUAUGCUCCCAGGAAGAAAAUUCUUUUUGCUGCCCUGUUAAUUUCUUGGGAACGGCGUUUCUGUAGCAAAGUAGCCGCCAGCCUGUACUGUUUGUCUGUAUAUGCGAGUAUAAUGCAAUCAACCAGCUGAUCAAUGCUAAAUGCUAGUCAGUUUAGGAAAUAUAAAUAAGAAGCCGAUUUUGAAUACUUAUAUAUUUUGCGAUUCGGGAAAAAGCCAUAAUUUUUAAGGUUUGAAAACUUGGAACUUUGCCUGCAGAAGGUUGAAAACUUUUUGAAACUCUGUAAUCGGAUAUAUCGAACGCAUCUGAUUGGUUAACGGACCUUUAAUGGUAAUAGUAGUGGAAGUCAAACCUGAACCUACUGUAUCCAGUAUGUUGUGUGGACCCGAGAUUCUCAUUGGCAAAUCAGGCUAAUAUCAGUUCCCUACUUCCCAGUGAUUGGCCGAUUGUUUAAAUUGUAGGCUGGUCAUGGUUUUCGGAAAUUACCGAUUACCGAUUAUUCAUGCAACAAUCUACCCGAUAGCGAUUUUGUAAUGACGUCAUAAUGUCAGUCGACCGAAUAUAGGUGACGUCAUUCAUUUCGAUUAUGUAACGAUAAUUUCCAACGAAACAUGCUACUGUACGUUGUUAAAACCGUUCGUAAAUGGCACGCUUCACGCAUUAAUUUCGUCUCGGCAAGAUAUUGUGUUAAAAUGCAACGUCUAUCAACACGCAAGCCAAUGUAUAUCAUUUUUAAAGUGCGUAUUUUCUCAACAAUCGGAAAUACAGGUAAUUCUACUGAUUCCGAUUGUUUACCGAUAAGGCAAAAGUCGGCCCGAUACCGAUUAUCGGUCAAUUACUGCUAUUUUCGAGGCAUUUAAGUGUAUUUCUCUUGCUAGGUUUGAUCCGCAGUCGAGUGAAGGGAGCAGAUCUUGCCAGAGGGGAUGUACUGACAUUCUUAGAUAGCCAUUGUGAAUGUAAUAAACAUUGGAUCGAACCAUUACUGAUGAGAAUACAGGAGGUACAAUAGCUUUGUCUAUAAGGGCGUAACUUGGGUCUAAUCGUUAGGAGGUGUGGACUCGCUUUGCGCGACAAAAAGGGUGUGGUCAGAAAAGAACAUAAAGAUGUUGGAAAAACUAAAAGGGGUAGCGUCGAAGGUCAUAGUGAACCUGGUCCUGUGGGCCUAGGGACGUUGAAUGCACGAGACCGUAAUGGGGUAUGGGGGCAUGCUGCAACAUAAUAUUGUGAAGUUUAGAGUCUCUGUCAUUUCAUGCACUUUGGGGGACGAUUUUACAUGAUUGUGGUGGUCAGAAAACAACGUAAAUAAGAAAAGCAAAUUUUUAAAAUUGCUCAAAAGAGUUCUGAUUUAUUUCUUUAGAAUCGUAAAAUUUUGGUGUCUCCUAUAAUUGACGUUAUUAAUAUGGAUAAUUUUCAAUACCUGGCUUCAUCACCCGACUUGCGUGGAGGUAGGCUAGAAAAUUAUGCUUAGAAUGUUAGCAUAUAAUUUGAAGUAUUUAACAGAUAAAAGCAAGAUGUUUUUGUUGUUGAUGAUGCUGUAGUUAAAAUCCACAUCAAUUGUUCUAAUCUUUAUUUUUUUGUAUCGUUAAAGGGUUCAGCUGGAAUAUGAAUUUUAAAUGGGAUUAUCUUCCUCAACAUGUCUUGGCUGGAAGACAAAAUGCUCCAAUCUCACCAAUUAAGUAAGACACUCUAAUUAUAUCUCUAUAUAACAGACUGGCUAUAAUUUGUAUGGGUAAUUAUGUCAUGGCGAUUGGUGAGUACAAUGAAGAAUUAACAGUACACGAGUCAUGAGUAAAAUGUUUUACCAAAAAAACCUGGGUACGUUAAAUAUUUUGUAUCUUAUAAGCACAAUAACACCCAACCUCGUACCCAGUCUCUUUUUAUGACCCAUUGAAAUAGUGGACUAAAGUAAACUAUUUGGUCUUUGAUCUUAAAGCAUAUGGUCAUUUACUUCGCUCAAACGCCGAGAUUGCCCGAAAUUUGGGCACAUUUUGUACCAAAUUGGCUGGAGCUGCUUCUUAAAAUCUGACCUUUGAAAUUUGUUGUUUUGCAGCUCAAUUUUAUCUUUCGUGAUGUAUUGUGAGUGCGCAAUGAACUAAUGUGUAGGCCCACAGAUCGGACUUUUAAUUCAUUGAAACAAGCAUGUAAACAAGACACGCGCCUGGGCAGAACGUACUUGACUGCCACUCCAUUCAUUUCCAAACAUAAUCAGAAUUUCAUUUGAUGAAGUUCGUGAAAUUCUGAAAAGAAAAAAAAACAAAUUCACACUAGUUACUGUACCAUUGAACUACCAAUUUGAAUUUUUUUUUAAUAUAUGCGAUAUUUUCUCCACAGGACGCCUGUCAUAGCUGGUGGUUUGUUUUCAAUUUCAAAACUUUGGUUUAAUGAAUUAGGAAGAUAUGAUCCGGAUAUGGAUGUAUGGGGAGGAGAAAACUUAGGUUGGUUAAAUAUUAAUGGUGUACUGUAUGUGUUAUUUUUGGGAGAAGUACUGUACACAGGGCCGUUGGAAGCUGGAGGAGGCGGGGGGGGGGGAUUGUAUGAGGAUUGUAUUUCUUCCAUGAGGAUUGUAUUUCUUUUCAUACUUUAUUUCUUUCUUACACAGGCAAUUACAAUCAACUUAUCCGUACAGUAAAAGUUCGUUGUUAUAUUGAAAAUGUGUAUACAGCUAAUUCAAAAAAAGAUUGUCCUGAACCUUAAACUCUAAACAUUAAACCUUAAACUCUAAGCGUGUAAAGCAUAAUCGGAGCAUCAUUUAACCAGUUUAGAAAUCAUAUAUGCAUGGGGCCCAUUUCUUACAGAAAUGGUAAAUAUCUCCUUAUGAGAACACUUCAUUCACAAAAGCUGCAAUAUUCGACUAUUAAGCUUGAAACCCGUGUUCCGACUAAGCUUUGCACGCUUAGAGUUUAAGGUUUAGAGUUUAAGGUUUGCAAAGGACAACCUUUUUUGAAUUAGCUGUAUAUCAGUAGGAACAAAACCAAUUCAUUCAUGCUUGUGAUUUCAUACCGAGCAAAUGUUGUUUGAAAACAGCGGGGAUGAAUUACUAACAACAUGUAUUUAACUCAAUUUGUUGUCCAUUCUUUUGCAGAAAUAUCUUUCCGUGUAUGGUUAUGUGGUGGCGAGAUGGAGAUCAUGCCUUGCUCAAGAGUCGGUCAUGUUUUCCGAAAUAGACAUCCUUACGACUUUCCUGGUGGAAGCAUGAAUGUCUUUCAAAAG